UCAAUCACACAGAGCUGUCCCUCGAAACGUCAACAUCCCAACAGUUGAAAAAUAAUUUGGGUCAUUUUAACAGUUUGGUAUUUGGUUCACAGAUCCAUGAAGAGUGACCAGUCCAUGGAUCAUCCACUUCAAUUUGCAGAAGGAGGUGUUCCUGCUGGUCAGAGAUACCAACCUGGUCUGGUAAAUGUGGAAAUGCAGCAGAUCCACAAAUCCCAUCUUCAGAAGAAGUUUCAGUGUCUGACUGAGGGAAUCACAAAGCAGGGAGAUGCCAGACUCCUCCAUGAGAUCUACACAGCGCUCUAUAUCACAGAGGGGGGGAGAGGAGAGGUCAAUGAUGAACAUGAGGUCAGACAGAUAGAGAGGGCAUCCUGGAGAGAGGCAGCACGAGGCAGACCAAUCAAAUGCAGUGACAUCUUUAAACCUUUAUCUGGACAAUACAAACCCAUCAGAAGAGUGCUGACAAAGGGAGUGGCUGGCAUUGGAAAAACAGUCUCUGUGCAGAAGUUCAUUCUGGACUGGGCUGAAGGGAAAGAGAAUCAAGAUGUCCACUUCAUAUUGCCUCUCCCUUUCCGAGAGCUGAACCUGAUGAAGGAUGAAAAACUCAGUCUGGUGGAGCUUAUUCAGCACUUUUUCCCUGAAAUUACAGAUCCAAGAAUCUUCUCUGGUUCAGAGCAUGUCAUCUUCAUCUUUGAUGGUCUGGAUGAGUGUCGACUUCCUCUAGAUUUCCACUCCAACCCAAGGUGUUGUGAUGUGACAGAGCCAGUCUCAGUGGACGUGCUGCUGACAAACCUCAUCAAGGGGAAUCUGCUUCCCUCUGCUCUCUUCUGGAUCACCACCCGACCAGCAGCAGCAAAUCAGAUCCCACCUGUGUGUGUGGACCAGGUGACAGAAAUAAGGGGAUUCAGCAACCCACAGAAAGAGGAGUACUUCAGGAAGAGAAUCAGUGAUGAGAACCUGGCCAGCAGAACUAUCACACACCUGAAGUCAUCCAGGAGCCUCUACAUCAUGUGCCACAUUCCAGUCUUCUCCUGGAUUACCGCCACUGUUGUGGAGAGAACAUCAGAUGAAUCUGGGAGUGUAGAAAUGCCAAGGACUUUGACUCAAAUGUACACACACUUCCUGAUCAUUCAGACAAGCAUGAAAAAUGAAAAGUACACAGAGAGAAAAGAGAGAGAUGAAGAGACGAUUUUUAAACUGGGGAAACUGGCUUUCCAACAGCUGGAGGAGGGCAAUCUGAUCUUCUAUGAGGAAGACCUGAGAGAGUGUGGUAUUGAUGUCACAGAAGCAUCAGUGUACUCAGGAGUGUGUACUCAGAUCUUCAGAGAGGAGGCUGGGCUGUUACAGGGGAAGAGUAAGAAUGGACACCUGGACCUUUUCCUCCGCUUCCUUCUGGGCCUCUCACUGAAGUCCAAUCAGAAUCUCUUAAGACACCUGCUGUCACAGACAAGAAGCCAAUCACAGAGCUCAGAGCAAACAGCCCAGUGUGUCAAACAGAUGAUCAGAGAUCAGAAUAAUUCAGACAGAAAGAUCAACCUGUUCUACUGUCUGAAUGAGCUGAAUCACCAUGCUGUAGUGGAGGACAUUGACAGGAGCUCAGGCACUCUGUAUGUGGACAUGCUCUUACCAGAAAAGUGGGAGACUAAGAGAUUUGAGUUUAAGAUUCCAAAAGAGCAGCUGGAUGAGUUUGACCUGCAGAAGUACAUAAAGACACCAGAGGAAGAUCUGACUGAACUCCUUAGUCUCGAUGAUGUUCUGCAGAAGCUGGUGCCAGUGGUCACAUAUUCCACAUCAGCUGAGUGA
This is a messenger RNA of Clupea harengus (Atlantic herring), 1800 nucleotides long. RefSeq names its product NLR family CARD domain-containing protein 3-like. The transcript has 3 exons. The record is from RefSeq and is a predicted model, not a curated record. Lineage: Eukaryota; Metazoa; Chordata; Actinopteri; Clupeiformes; Clupeidae. Bases 97 to 1800 code for a protein of 567 amino acids. Gene Ontology annotation, molecular function: protein binding.